Hansenula ciferrii is the source of this 324-nucleotide messenger RNA. RefSeq lists its product as uncharacterized. The transcript has 2 exons. NCBI's taxonomy places the organism in Eukaryota, Fungi, Ascomycota, Saccharomycetes, Phaffomycetales, Wickerhamomycetaceae. The record is from RefSeq and is a predicted model, not a curated record. The coding region runs from base 1 to 324 and encodes 107 amino acids.
AUGGUUGAAUGGUUAGUUGUUGUUUAUGAUAAACCAGUUUUUAAACCCCAGGAUAGAGGUCAAUUUCGUCCUCAACAUUUAGCUGCAAUUCCUGCCCAAGUUGAAUCAGGUAAAGUUACCAAUGUUGGUGCAAUUUUCCAUGAAAUUCCAGAAGAUGAUAAACCAAAGAAAUUUGCAGGCUCCUCAUUAAACGUUGUUGCAAACUCAAGAGAAGAAGUUAUUGAAAUUUUAAAUCAAGAUAUCUUUGCUAAAGAAGGUAUUUGGGAUGUUGAAAAUGCUUUGAUUUAUCCAUAUGGUGUUGCGAAACGUGUUGCUAAAGAUUAA